AUGGGACUUCAGUCAGGGAGAAUGGAGGACCAUCUGAGGCAGAUCCAGACCCCUAUCUGGCAGAGAGCUAUAGUGCUCCUCACCCACGGAGCUGGGAUACCAGGAGGAACCACCGUCGAGGAACACAUCCAAAGGAAGGGCAAGAGUCUGCUGUGGCUUGUGGAGAGGUGUGGGAACAAGUUCCAUGUUCUGGACAGCCAAGCCAGGGACAAAGAGGUUCAGGUCCAAUUGCUGUUGGAGAAAAUGGAUAGGAUGGUGGAGAUAAAUAGCCGCCCAAGGGAAAUACAGGAGAGGUUGUACAGCCAGGUGAGAGAGAGCUUAAGGAUGGAUGGAGGGAAACAGCAGGGAGAGGACAUGGACAUUCUUGUCAUGCAGGACAUGAAGACAAGGCAGAACCAGCAGGUCACAGCAGUGGUACCCAUAGAGACAUCCAAACGUAGGCCAGCUGCGUUUGGCCUUGUGCUGCUGGGAAGAAGAUUUUCUGGGAAGAAUUCAGCAAGAAAUACCAUUCUUGGCAGACCAGAGCAAAAGAACAGUGCAGUGUGUGGUGGGACAGGGAGAGGUGGAAGGGAGGACAGUCACAGUGGUGGACACUCCCGGUUGGAGUCUCUACGGUCUGUCCAACCCGAAGCAGGUCAGACUGGAGAUGAGGCAGUGCAUCCCUGUGCCCCUAUGGGGUAGUUAGUAUGUUCCUCUUGGCCAUACCUGUUGACUACUUCUCAGAGAAGAUAGGCGUGCUGUGGAGAAAUAGCUGAGUGUUUUGGGUGAGGGGGUAUGGAGAAGCACCAUGGUGCUUUUCACCUAUGGUAAUGAGUUAAGAGGCAGAACCAUUGAGAAGCACAUUGAGGAGACUGGAGGCUGCUGGUGAAGUGUGGUCACAGGUACCACAUCUUAGAUAACAAUAUUAAGGGCGACCUAACCCAGAUUCUUGAGCUGUUGGAGAUUGUGGAGCAGCUGUAGAUACUGGAUCAUUCACCUCUGCUGAAAACACCCUGUUAUAUGAAAUGUUUUAAAUUAUACAUUGAUGUUAUUUGCGAUAAAAUUAUUUAAAGUAUGUUCUUGUAUGGCCUAAUCUAAAACAAUGUUUGUUUUCUCUGUAUCCAGUCAAAUAACUUAAAGGUCCGGUUCAGUCAAAGACGUAAUUUUAAUAUAUAUUUCCACACGAGGUUGGAAUAAUACUGUGAAAAUUAUGAUAACGCCCUUUUAGUGUAAGAGUUGUUU
Coregonus clupeaformis (lake whitefish) is the source of this 1221-nucleotide messenger RNA. RefSeq lists its product as uncharacterized. Bases 1 to 681 code for a protein of 226 amino acids. The transcript is spliced from 2 exons. The record is from RefSeq and is a predicted model, not a curated record. Lineage: Eukaryota; Metazoa; Chordata; Actinopteri; Salmoniformes; Salmonidae. Gene Ontology annotation, molecular function: GTP binding.